AAUUCUCCCAAUCCAAUCCCCCCUCGAGCCUUCCCCCCGGUGUGUGUGUGCCUUUAGCAGAAACGCGCGCGCGGUGACUCGACGUUUUAUAACCUCGUUUCUCAUCAUCACUUUUCCACGGCGUCUCGGGCCUCGAUACUUUCUCAGUGCUCGAAGGGGAUACACGAAGUGCGUGGUCAGCGUGGGAGCGAUGAUCCCGUUGGAGGACGAAUUCUGAGCGCAUUUUCAUGGUGGUUUUACAGUGACGUUGUUCAUUGCCGCGUGGUAAUAAUAAAUCGUUUAUUAAAACCGGAAAAUUGUGCGGUUUGCAGUGACGACAAAUCGUGCACCGUUGGAUCGCUCGCUUCAGUCGAGUUGGACGGAGUUCGGAGAGAGAAAAUAAAGAAAAUAAAGGGAGUCAUACGGCCACGAUUUUUCGAGAAUCAUCGUCAAGGAUUCGAGGCCAAAGUACCGAGGUGGAAAUUCCGAGAGGCUUGAGCAGCCUCUUAUCUUGGCAAAUAGAGAAGAAAAGAAGUUGAGAAGCCGCGUACACCCCGCGGAGGGAGAACGAGAGGGGAGGAAAGAGGAAAAGAGAGAAAAGAGAAAUAAAGUGAAGUACGAUCUCACUGGGUGCGAUCGAGCGCGUGUUCGCUGUGUGAGUGAGAGCUUUAAUGCGGUCUCGAGUAGAAGAUAUUUUGCGAAUAGUCGUCGCGACGCUGGUGGUGGGCGACGACGACGAGAUUCCCCGCCAACGUGGCACCAGUCGGAGACACAAAAGGCCGGAGUAGAAAGGAAGAAACGAAGAAAAAUACGGAAUAAUACAGGAGGAAAUAAAAAUAAAAAAUCCUCCUGCGCUCGAGGGAAAAAGCAACAACGAAGCUAGACAAAUAUUCGGCAACGAGGGGAACACACGCGCGGAGGAGAAUCGACCAAGAGAAACAGGAAGUUGGAGAAAAGCAAGAUGGUAUGACGUCUGUUGGCUCCGACACUCUGGAGUUCCUCGUGAUCGAUGAGCAUAAGAUCAAGUAAUUGCAAAAAGUCUCGAAUCCCGAGGCGAUAAGGAAAAUGAAAAAAGCCGAGAACGCGAGGCAAUGUUAAGUAACGAGGAAAAAAUUCAAGACGGGAAAUGCGGGGUGAGAUUCUCAAAAAAAUACUCGCUCUUCCGGAUAACGCGACACAACAUUUUUACACGAUAGAAACACUCGUAGGUUCGCCGCGUUCUGGAAAGGACCCAAUAUUUAACAACGAAUCAAUCAUUUCGUGGUUCAUUUUGCAGAAAUGUUGAUUCACUUUUACCGCAAUAAAGCUCCCGGAAUUGCAGACUGUUGCGAAUCGAUUCUGGGGGAUUGUUUGCAGCUGAAAAAUAGCUGAGGAAAUACGUUCACCAAACUUCGUUCUCGCGGUGUUUCAGUAGCUAUUGGAAUCUGGAAACAGCGUCGACGGGACGAUUGAUUUCGGCAGUUCGAGACGGGACGAAAAAGCCAAGAAAGUUUGCUGAUACGUGCUGCUGCCGCUGUUUUGGACUUCCGCGGCAUACGGAAUGAGCUGGGAUUUCAAGGUUGCAUUGAAUUUACCGGGCGCAGCUUGGAGCCUCGGAACGUCACGCCUCGUGGGCCAAAGUAUCCUUCGACCUCGCCAACUCCACUCGUCAAACAACAAUUCCAUUUUCAUGUGCCUGACUGGAGUUGUCGUCGAAUCAGAUGAAAUUGAACGUUGCUAAAAACGUUAACGUUGCUGUGAAUAUUUGUCAAUUCUUUUCCAAUCGAGUGACACUCGAGUCGCUCCGGAUUGCGAGCCACCAAUUUUCGGGGCUUGUAACACGUGUCAGGAACUUGUCAACCGCCUCGGACGCUCCUCCGAGUAGGAACAACCGAUUAGAUUCAGCGAACCCAAAGAUUUUUCUACUGUAAGAACUCGCGAUUUCUCGCGAGGAUUAAUCGACCGUUUUUUCCCCGAGCCUUCGAUAAAUCCCUCCGUUUCCCUUUCCACGCUCCUAUUUUUAUUUUUCGUCGAUUUAUUCACUUUCGCUGGCAGUCGGGUCGACGAAACUUUGGUAAAAACAACAGUGAACGGAAACGCGCGUGUUUCGUUGUCGCUCGCAAGUGCGUGUCAUGAAAGUGUUUUUAUGUGUGAAAAUAUGCGUGCCACGAUGAAGUUUCGACAUGCGUUGUUGUUGUUGUUGUUGUUUCGGAUGAAAAACAGUUUUAUUUUCCUUUCCGGAGUUACCGGAACCGGCUGAAUAUUUCAGUACGAUUCCUUGGGUCCGUUAAAAUCGAGUAACGAGAAAUACUCCGGGAUAAGUGAGAGCCUGGAUAAAAGAUUUCGCGUUCACAACGACGCAUGGAAAAUGAGCGGUCAGGUUGUGGACACUUGUUGCACGUGAGAACGUUGAGAAAAGGAAGAAUAAGGUUACGUCGUCGUGGGAUAAGACGCCGAAGGAUAAGAGGUCCGGAUAUUGGUCGUUGUGCUUGCCGCGUCAGAAACGCUCCGUGUUGUUCGACGUAUGAUCCAUUAUAGUACAAAGUACUGUAAUAAUAUUGGGAGGCCGAAGAAGAGCGGCGUGGAAGGGCUGAGGAAACAAGAGUUUGGAUGAUAAAAGUGAGGAGAAAAUUGAGAGAGAGUUAAAAACCGGGAGGACGGGGAGAUUGGAGGAAAAGAGGAGGGAACGAGGACGCGAAUAAAAAAUAGGAAUAAAAUGAGCGCAGAGUCACCGGUCAUUCGGUGACAUCGGUUAUCAUCGAAAUGUCCGAUUUGACGUUGAAAACUCGAGGUGAGUUACGCUCCAACGUAAAUCCAUUGGCGAUUAUUUACAAAAGUCGUUCGAGCGAGUCGACGAUAGCCGGUUAUCGGAAAGUCGAGUACAGAAAGGAGGAGGAAGAGUCCGAGGAGGCGGACGAGGAGGACGAAACGAGAAGAAUCAAAUGCGCAAAAUAUUUUAACCGUAAAAAAACGCUUUAUCGCAAUUCUAUCAGAGACAAUCGCGGCGCGGGGAGCCGGAUAAACGCAGUUUCGGCAGAGAGAAGAAAAUCAAUUUCUUUUGUUCUUCGAGUCGAAUGAGUUACAACGAACGAAUACACGCAGAGGUAUACAAAGAGCAUCAUCCAUGGGUUUCGAGGUUGGCUGAGUCGGGAAAACGCCGAAAGAACCAUUUUACACUUUUCCUUCAGCUUUUUCCCCCCUCUUUCGUUCUUCCGUCUCCGGUUGAGGCAAUCCACGGGACUCCCCACUCAUAAUUAAGGCUGUUGAGAACCAGGCGACCGGAUUCCCGGUGUAAAACAACUGCCACGUAAAUUCUCAGUCGGAUGCGAACGAGACUCCGCGAAAUUACGUUGCCACCAGUGGGCCAGCUUCCAUAAAACGCUUCGAAUCAAAUGCCAUCGUUUCGACUAGAAACUUCUCGAACGAAAAGAGAGAAAAACCGUUUAUAAGAAAAAAAUCAAUCGAUCGAAAUGACGACCCGGUGACAUUCGAUCGUCCCACCCAUCGAAUCGAACACGAGAAUGUUUUUCAACGCAAGAAUUUAUAAUCGAGUGUACUUGAAAAAUAAAGUAGAACCGAGGGUGCGCGUUAGGUCUUGAAAUAAUCGAAUCAACGAACCAAGCAAGAAUUCGAAGACGAACAGAAACGAUUCGCAUGAUUGGGGAGGCAAAGUGCGAGCUUUUUAAACAACCGAGUGAACUUCGCUCAAUAAUUCAGUGAACAAGUGGCUUUUUAAUAAGUUUGCAAAAGUGUUGUUUGGCAAAGGGAUUCGUAGGGACGAGGAAAGAACAGGUGGGUCGACGCGUAGCGGCGGUGCUACCGAAAGGCUGGAUUACCUCCGUGGAAUGUCUUCGGGCGCCAAGCGGCUGGUUCAGUCGCUUAAGGGCCGUAGCACCGGAGGUGGAAGAAGCGGGGGUGGUGGUGGUGGUGGUCGUAGUGACGGCGACGGAAGUGGCGGUGGUGCUGGUGCAGCGAGCACCAGCGCAACCCGUUUGUUUCAUUACGACAGCGGUCACGAGCUCGACGAAAUAUCGGUAGUACAGGUUAGCUCCAGAGGGGGAGGUGUUGGGGGCAGCGAGGGCUUGCCUACGCCAGCUACACCCUGCAACUGUUCAGCCGUUAAAUACGGCAGUGGACAGACCCUCUACAGCAUCGCGGGAUCCGUACCUCCUGCACCUGCUGCGCCUAUUCAUAGGAACGCACCUGGCCAGCAAGGCUUGACGCUGGGCGGUGGUGGAGCGAGCGGGGUUAACGAUCGUCUGAGCGGCGGCUCAGCCUCGGCUCUGGGCUACGCAACUGAUAAAAUUCGUGCUGUCGGUAAUCUGGCAAGUACGAGACACGCUAGCGAUGCGAGAACAACAAGAGACUACCGAGAGGACGAGGCAAAGAGCGUGGAGAACGUGUCCCGGGAGUUGCUGCCGUCGAGACAAAGUCUCCUUGAUCUCGUCAGCAGCAAAUUCGGCAGGCAAACACCUACCCAUUACCACUACCAUCCCCAUCAGCAACAGCAGGUUUACUCGGUGUCGCAGCGUUACUUCAGCUCGUCGCGUGACUCGCUUCACGCGGCAUACGUGAAUCGGGGCGCAAGUGAGCUCGAUCUCAGUCGAAAAACGAGACGAAAGGAUCACCUACGCGGUAGGUUCAAGCUUCCGAACGCGGUACCUCUGACCUCCUCGCGAGAACCGUCACAUCUCCACGGUCCUGCAUCCACGAAUCAUCUCAACAGCAACAGCAGCUGCAACGGGACUGAAACGCGAUACACAGCUCAACAACAACAACAGCAACGGGGGAGCAGAGGUUUUCCGGGACAACCUGGCUCCCGUGGCUUUCGUACGGGAGCUCCCAAUUGGUCGUUUGUUUUCGAUCCCGCGGGACGACUCUGUUACUAUUGGUCGAUGGUCGUGUCACUAGCCUUCCUCUACAACUUUUGGGUCAUCAUCUAUAGGUUUGCCUUCCAGGAAAUCAAUGGCGAAACCCUCGUGGUGUGGUUUUGCCUCGAUUACCUGUCGGAUCUGCUGUACCUGGUGGACAUAGUCUUUCACUUUCGUACGGGCUACCUCGAGGACGGCGUGUUACAGACCGACGCGACAAAGUUGCGCAAUCACUAUAUGAACAGCACCACGUUUUACAUAGACUGCCUGUGCCUGCUGCCCCUCGACUUUUUAUACUUAUCUUUAGGAUUCAACAGUAUACUUCGAAGUUUUAGACUCGUUAAAAUAUAUCGGUUUUGGGCGUUUAUGGACAGAACCGAGCGACACACGAACUAUCCGAAUUUGUUUAGAUCGACGUCAUUGAUACACUACUUGUUGGUGAUAUUUCACUGGAACGGUUGCGUCUAUCACAUUAUUUCUAAGAACAACGGUUUUGGGAGCAAGGACUGGGUUUUCAGCGACUCAGAAACGGCGGACGUUGUUAAGCAGUAUCUUCAGAGUUACUAUUGGUGUACACUCGCCUUAACGACCAUAGGAGAUUUGCCCAGACCGAGAAGCAAAGGCGAGUACUUGUACGUGAUCGUUCAACUCUUGUUCGGUCUUUUGCUCUUCGCAACCGUACUUGGUCAUGUUGCAAAUAUAGUUACUUCAGUGAGUGCAGCCAGAAAGGAAUUUCAAGCUAAACUGGACGGAGUGAAAACAUAUAUGAGAAUGAGGCGGGUACCGAAUCAUCUACAAGUGAAGGUGAUCAAGUGGUUCGACUACUUAUGGCUGACGCAAAAAUGUUCGGACGAGGAGAAAGCUGUGAGCUGUCUUCCCGAUAAGCUGAAAGCCGAGAUUGCAAUAAACGUUCAUCUGGACACGCUGAGGAGAGUCGAGAUAUUUCAGAACACCGAAGCUGGUUUCCUGUGCGAGCUCGUCCUCAGACUACGACCGGUGCUCUUCUCACCCGGCGACUAUAUUUGUCGGAAAGGUGAGGUGGGAAAGGAGAUGUACAUAGUGAACAGAGGCCGGCUCCAAGUGGUUGCAGACAACGGGAAGACGGUACUGGCGACACUGAAGGCUGGUUCAUACUUCGGGGAAAUCAGCAUUCUCAAUAUGGGGACCGCAGGUAAAGAGUGCGGUAACCGACGAACAGCGAGCGUAAGAUCGGUCGGCUACUCUGACCUCUUCGUGCUCAGCAAGAAGGACAUGUGGGACGUGCUCAAGGAGUAUCCAGCAGCGAGAGUUCGCCUCGAGGCCAUUGCCGUCAAGAGACUCGAGAAGUACAAGAGAGCGCCACUGGAAAAAGCGGCGAUGGGGCGCUGUCAAAGCACACCGGGUCUGGUGGAGUCGCGAGGUCGAGUACCCCUGGAAGAUAUGUGGAUAUCGCCGAUCGAUUUACGGGCCGGGGGACACGCAUAUUCGACGGGUCAUUCGUUGUUCUCGCCCAGUCCAAGUCCGGUCGGACCGCGUGCUCACGCCGGUUUGCAUAAUCAGCAAACAGCGGAUAUUAAUAACACGGCUAUCGGCGUAAACAACAAUACGGGAAGGAGCGUCGACAGUCCGAUGAGCGCAACGAGCAGCGGUCAAAGCAGCGAGGAUCCGACUGCGAGAGCUGCACAAUCGGCAGCAACGCAACCCUCCACUGGUCGCCAAUCCACUCACUCUGGAAUGACGUGCAACAGCAUGACUCAACUGGUAUCGGAGGGCGCGACGCCGUUGUUGGGCAGCCACGAGGCGCUGCUGGCGGAGAUAAAGCGUUUGCGGGAGCGUCUGGUUUGUUUGGAAACGGAGAACGCGACAAUGAGCGUCAAAUUGAAUCAGCAGCAGUGGGACGUCGAGCAUCGAUUGGCGGAAAUAGAGAUGCAGAUAUGCGGAGCGAGCUCGACGUCGAGCAUCGAGGAUAACGAGAGGAAUCGGGAGAGCUUCAUUUAA
Messenger RNA from Venturia canescens, 6806 nucleotides. Its product is annotated as cyclic nucleotide-gated cation channel alpha-3. Gene Ontology annotation, cellular component: plasma membrane; intracellular cyclic nucleotide activated cation channel complex. Lineage: Eukaryota; Metazoa; Arthropoda; Insecta; Hymenoptera; Ichneumonidae. Bases 3804 to 6806 code for a protein of 1000 amino acids. The transcript is spliced from 15 exons. Gene Ontology annotation, molecular function: intracellularly cGMP-activated cation channel activity; intracellularly cAMP-activated cation channel activity; protein-containing complex binding. The record is from RefSeq and is a predicted model, not a curated record. Gene Ontology annotation, biological process: monoatomic cation transmembrane transport; potassium ion transport.